Molecule: messenger RNA, 538 nt
Organism: Trichogramma pretiosum
Lineage: Eukaryota; Metazoa; Arthropoda; Insecta; Hymenoptera; Trichogrammatidae
Product: ATP synthase-coupling factor 6, mitochondrial-like
Exons: 4
Coding region: 174-473 (99 amino acids)
Biological process (GO): proton motive force-driven ATP synthesis
Molecular function (GO): proton transmembrane transporter activity
Source: RefSeq, a predicted model, not a curated record
UUUUUUACUUCUAUUGUUUAUUUUAUUUCGCACAGUGAAAGUUUUUCAAUUUUUUUGAUUAAAUAGGUUUUAUUUGACACUUUUUAACUCAUUACAAGUUCUAAUGUUCGACUAUGAUUUGACAAGUGGCUCAUAAUACAAUUAACCUCUAAACUCAUCAAAACAAAGCAAGAAUGCUGUCAAAACGCUUGGUUGCAGCUGUUCCACAGCUUGCAAAACGCAAUUUUGGAGUUGCUGCUCCAGCCCUGAAACAAGCCACUGACCCUAUUCAACAACUUUUCCUCGACAAAAUCAGGGAGUUUAAAAACAAAGGUGGCAAAGCUGAAUUGACCCCUGAACUUGCUCAAAUGAGGAAGCAAGAACUUGAAAAAGUUGCCAAACAAUUUGGCGGUGGUGAUGGUGCUGACAUGACCGCUUUCCCCAAGUUCAACUUCCCAGAACCCAAAGUUGAAGUUAAUCCCGUCAACAAUUAAGUAUCUUUAUUAAGUGUAAAGUUCACAAAAAAUUUAGAAUAAAAGUUAUUAAUUGUUAAGGGUAA